AUGGCAAGUAAACAACAAACAAGCCAGGGCAGGGGCUGGUACCACCUUCGGCAACGAGCUUCUAAUAUCCUCAGACAAAUCACCAAAAUACAGGGCGGCUCGCAGAAGCAUAACAAAAAGACGCAAAAGAGUGAGACGAGAAGCAACUCUCUGCAAGAAAGAGACAGAGUAGUUAUCUCAGAGACCCCUAAAACUCAUGGCUCUACUCUAGACACACCGCCGGCCUCCCAAAAUGACGACUCUACCAGUUUGGGUACCUGGCUAGAUGCGUUUGAGCAGACAAAGGAUCUUUACCCUUGGCUGGUUAGGGGCAGAAGCUUCCCCGAUAAGAAUACGGCGCCAUUCCAGGUGAGCAACAAUACAUCCUUGGAGCUGGACUCUGAGAAUAUCUACUUGAAUCUUCCACGCAACAGAAUGGGGCUGAUAGUCAACCCAGACCUUGCAAACAGUUUCUACUUGUUUGAAAGACGAGGGGAACAAUAUACCGUAAGAGCAGCAAUAAGUUCACGGCCCAGCUCCUCCUCGUGGGAUAGCACUAGCACAGGGCAUGGACAACUUGACAUUUCCAUGUCAUCUCCGCUUCCAUGUUCGUCCGCCGGGAGGCGCCUCGAGGCUCUCGCGGAUGAACUUUUACUCUCGCUCGGCGUUCGCCCAUCCCCAGUUGGGUCAAAGCACGAGAGCCGAGACGAGCUGGAAUCUCAGUCAGACCUCGCGCAAGAUCCGGAGCCUUCUGCACGAUUCGAGGGGUUUUCGGACCGGUUCAGCUUCAGUAAACCGGCCUCGAAAAAGUCCAUCAUUUCUUCAUACUCGCCCACAAAAACAACUCACAGAAAACGCGACGGGUCGACCGUCGUGGACUUUACUUUCUUUCCAGAGCUACGACGGUGGGUGCAAAAGCGUGAAUCAUCAUCAGAUAGGUCGGCGUCCACACAGCACCCUCGAGCAAAGUGCGGGAUUUGCAAAGCCAGCAACUUGGAGAUUCGUGAGUUGGGGCAGUUUGAUGGCAGCACCACAGGCGACGAGACCGAGAAGGCCAUGGUGUUGCCAUGCGGUCACAUACUGCCUUGCAUCGUGGCGCUCUGCCAACCAAGACAGUUUCUCUUGCCCGACAUGCAGGUCCAGCCUCGUCUUAACAGCUGCAAGCACACCGUCCCGGGGCUCAUUUUAGGCACGACGGCAGACGUUCCGCUUACCAUCCCAGAAGGAGGCCGCAUCCCGACAUAUUGCAACGAUUGUCGCUUGUCAAAGAUCCAAAACGGCUGUCUUGAGCUGGCUAGGGUUAUCUACGACGACUUUGAGUACACCGAGGGCGAGUGUCGGCGUGCUGCUUGGCACAUGGUACCUCUUGCGGUGGAAGCCGCACAGCGAGCGACGGUUGAGCGUGUCGUGGGGAGUCGGGGUUGGGGGAACACCGAGAUGCUUUGA
Messenger RNA from Pyricularia grisea, 1425 nucleotides. RefSeq lists its product as uncharacterized. The transcript is spliced from 2 exons. Lineage: Eukaryota; Fungi; Ascomycota; Sordariomycetes; Magnaporthales; Pyriculariaceae. The coding region runs from base 1 to 1425 and encodes 474 amino acids. The record is from RefSeq and is a predicted model, not a curated record.